AUGCUCAGCCCAGUGCUCAGAUCUACAUUCCGCUGUUCCAUUAAUGCGAGCCGUUUGAAAGCUUCUAAUUCGUGUGCACUGCUUUCCAAACGCCUGUAUUCUUCAAACGGCAGUUCUGGCCCCAGUUCCAGCCACAGAGGCAAGAUUUUAGCUCUCUUAGGGGCUUUAGCUGUGGGCUCGACCAUUGCAUCGAUUUCAUAUCAAAAGAAUGGCCCCGUCGAGUAUGUGGAAAAAGAUAGCUCCAGCCAAUCUCAACAAACGUCUUCGCAGGGUCCGGCAUUUUCACCCAAAGAUGUUUCUGUCAUCUUUGUCCUUGGGGGUCCUGGUGCUGGAAAGGGAACCCAGUGUGCUAACUUGGUACGCGAUCACCAAUUUGUGCAUCUCUCCGCUGGUGACCUGUUACGUGCCGAGCAAAACCGCGAGGGUUCUAAAUACGGAGAUAUGAUCAGGCACCACAUCAAGGAAGGAAAAAUUGUGCCUCAGGAAGUGACCGUCGCCCUUCUCAAGCAAGCCAUCCGUGAAAAUUACGAUUUGGGGAAAAAGAGAUUUUUAGUGGAUGGAUUUCCCAGAAAAAUGGACCAAGCUCUUACUUUCGAGGAACAAAUUGUGCCCAGCAAAUUUACGCUUUUCUUCGACUGCCCUGAAAAAGUCAUGCUCAAGCGUCUAGUGGAGCGUGGUAAGACCAGUGGCAGAAGUGACGACAAUGUGGAAUCGAUCAAGAAGAGAUUUGCGACAUUUAUUGAGACCAGCAUGCCGGUUGUAAAUUACUUUGAGUCGCAAGACAAAGUAGUUACAGUAAGCUGCGAUCAUACCGUCGAGCAGGUCUACGAUCAAGUUAAGGCUGCCGUAAAGGAUAAAAUAGGCAACUGA
Messenger RNA from Lachancea dasiensis, 870 nucleotides. The record is from the annotation of a GenBank genome assembly. NCBI's taxonomy places the organism in Eukaryota, Fungi, Ascomycota, Saccharomycetes, Saccharomycetales, Saccharomycetaceae.